This is a messenger RNA of Scaptodrosophila lebanonensis, 1518 nucleotides long. It is a transcript of the gene PIG-M, whose product is annotated as GPI mannosyltransferase 1. Bases 31 to 1473 code for a protein of 480 amino acids. Gene Ontology annotation, molecular function: GPI mannosyltransferase activity; alpha-1,4-mannosyltransferase activity. Gene Ontology annotation, biological process: GPI anchor biosynthetic process. Gene Ontology annotation, cellular component: membrane; glycosylphosphatidylinositol-mannosyltransferase I complex. The record is from RefSeq and is a predicted model, not a curated record. Lineage: Eukaryota; Metazoa; Arthropoda; Insecta; Diptera; Drosophilidae. The transcript has a single exon.
GCAAGGAGGCCUGUGAGGAAACGUCGCAAUAUGACAGCAACUAAAGCAACAAAAGCCCCAAUAUAUUUAUCGGAACCUGGCAAUGGAGGUUGUUACGCACUAAAAGUCGCAUAUAACCACCUGUUGAAGGUCAGUUUUCGAUCUCAUCUUAUAAUAUCUGCCCUUCUCCGGCUGUCGCUCAUAUGCUAUGGUCAAAUUCAUGAUGCCCAUUCGGCUGUGCGUUAUACUGACAUUGAUUACCAAGUAGUUACCGAUGGCGCGCGUCUGGUGCUUGGUGGAGGCACACCAUUUGCACGGCACACCUAUCGCUACAGUCCGAUGCUGGCCUAUCUGCAAAUACCAAAUCUAAUGCUACAUCCUGCUUGUGGAAAAGUCAUUUUCGCCACAUUCGACUUAUUGUUAGCUGUUCUAAUCUAUGAGCUGGUCCGCUUAGAGUUGGAGAUGCAGGGUCGGAAAUCAAUAGACCGCUUGUUUAGCAGUUUUGGCAAGUCACAAAAACAACUGGGGUUCUGUGAUUCACUUGAUGCAAAACUUAGCCCAGAGAAAAUUGCUUGCGCCUCGGCAAUUUUCUGGCUGUACAACCCGCUUACGGCUGUCAUAUCAACUCGUGGCAGUGGCGACAGUUUCUCCAGUUUCUUCGUUAUAUUAAGCGUAUAUUUGCUCAAAAAAGCAGAGCACACGCCUACAAAAAGCAAAUGGCUUGUUUUUGGAGCUGGCUUGGCACACGGAGUUGCCAUCCAUCUGCGUCUAUAUCCGCUGCUAUUCAGUCUAGCCUACUAUUUAGCGUUAUCCACCAGUCUAGUAGGUAACAUUCGGGAUCUACUUGGGCAAGUAUUGGUCCCCAAUAAACAACAAUUCUGUUUGGUGCUAGGGACUCUAUUAAGCUUGAUUGCUCUCACAUGGACAUUUUAUUGGAUGUAUGGCUGGCAAUACAUCUUCGAGGCCUAUCUGUAUCACUUUGUGCGCAAGGAUGUGCGCCACAACUUUUCGCUGCAUUUUCUGCAACAAUACUUAAGUAGCGCUACGAAUGUGGAGGAGUCCACUGCAAUUGUGAAGUUUUUCAUAUUGGCGCCUCAAUUCCUGCUCAUCUUCUACCUAAGUCUAAGCUUUGGCCAAUUUAGACAAACGUUGCCUUUUUGUGUUUUUACCCUGGCGUUUGUCAUUGUGACCUACAACUCUGUAGUCACUUCCCAGUACUUCAUCUGGUAUUUGGCUGUGCUUCCGUUGUGUUUGCACAAUUUGGGAACGCUGUCUUUGCAGCGUUGUACCUUCUUGAUGACUCUGUGGUUAGGCGGCCAAGGCAUGUGGCUGAUGCCUGCCUAUCUCCUAGAAUUCGAAACCUUGCACACAUAUUAUUGGAUCGGACUGCAAAGUGCUGUAUUUUUUAUUAUCAAUGGCUAUAUAUUAGUCCAGUUGAUCAAUAACUAUGGAUUUACAACGACGCGCGGCAGGCGCAUGCUCUAUUGUAAAUAAUUAAGUGAUGAAUAGUAAUAAAUUUUAAAUGUUAACAAAAAUAUA